AUGCCGCGUUGGAUGGGGCGCGCGCCGGUGCGUGCGCUCAGCACGAGCAGUGUGUGUAGGGUGGACCGGGUGCGCCGGAGCCUGUUGUAUGUCCCUGGGAGUUCCGAGCGCAUGCUGGUCAAGAGCCACAGCGCGCCGGCGGAUACCUUGGUGUACGACCUGGAGGACAGUGUGGCGGAGCACCGCAAAGGCGCUGCGCAGGAGAUGGUGCUGCAGGCACUGCGUGCGGCACCGUCGACUGCGCCCGAGCUGGGCGUGAGGAUCAACGCGCCGUCGUUGCAGCGCGCGCUCGCCGCGUCGGACCUCGAGGUGGUGCUGCAGAGCGAGCGUCUUCAGGCGCUCGUCCUGCCCAAGUUUGAGAGCGUCGAGGACGUAGACUUUGUCGCGCAGUACGCUGCGCAAGCGCCGAGCGCAUCCGCGAGCGACCCCCUGUCGCUGAUCCUGUCGGUGGAGAGUGCGCGGAGCCUGGUCGACCUCCCCCACCUUUUGCGCGAGUCCAUUGCGCGGCUCCGAGGCGAGUAUGGCGGCAUUGCACGCGUCGCUGCCGUCCUCUUUGCGAGCGAGGACUACUGUGCAGAGACCGGCAUCAAGCGCACGCGGAAGCGCACGAGCCUCUUGUACCCCCGCGCGAACCUCGUGACGGUGGCCAAGGCGCUCGGCAUAGAGGCAAUUGACAUGGUGUGCAUCGACUACCAGGACCUCGACUACCUCCGCGAAGAGUGCACGGAAGGCGCCGAGCUUGGGUUCGACGGCAAGCAGGCGAUCCAUCCCGCGCAGCUCGAGACGCUGCGCCACGCGUUCUCGCCGUCGGAGCAGGAAAUUGACUGCGCCGAGGCGAUCAUUGCCGCGUACGACGAAGCAACGCGCACGCAGCACAAGGGCGCCAUCGGCCUGCAAUGGGACGGCCGCCAGAUCAUGAUCGACGCGCCGAUGCUCCUCCAGGCCCAAAAGACGCUCGCGCGCGCACAGGGCGUUCGGUAUUAG
This is a messenger RNA of Malassezia japonica, 984 nucleotides long. RefSeq lists its product as uncharacterized. The transcript has 6 exons. The record is from RefSeq and is a predicted model, not a curated record. NCBI's taxonomy places the organism in Eukaryota, Fungi, Basidiomycota, Malasseziomycetes, Malasseziales, Malasseziaceae. Gene Ontology annotation, biological process: oxaloacetate metabolic process. The coding region runs from base 1 to 984 and encodes 327 amino acids. Gene Ontology annotation, molecular function: catalytic activity; magnesium ion binding.